AUGAGAACAGGAAAUUGUUCUUUGCAACAAGGCCUAACUACAGAUGCUGCAAACAUAGUCAAGCAAGCGAUAACCCUAGCAAAGCGUCGCGGCCAUGCUCAAGUAACACCUCUCCAUGUAGCAAACACCAUGCUUAGUGUUACUAAUGGUUUAUUAAGAACAGCUUGUCUUCAAUCUCACUCUCACCCUCUUCAAUGUAAAGCUUUAGAGCUUUGCUUCAACGUCGCACUCAAUCGCUUGCCAGCCACGAAUUCUAGCCCUAUGUUAGGUUCUCAUCAUUCUCAAUCUCAGUAUCCUUCUUUCGCAAAUGCUUUGGUUGCUGCCUUUAAGCGCGCUCAAGCUCAUCAACGUCGCGGAUCGAUUGAGAAUCAACAACAACCGCUUUUGACGGUGAAGAUUGAGCUUGAACAACUCAUUAUUUCAAUUCUCGAUGAUCCUAGUGUUAGUAGGGUUAUGAGAGAAGCAGGGUUUAAUAGUACUCAAGUGAAAACCAAUGUUGAACAAGCUGUUUCGUUGGAAAACACUUCUUCUAUAAAGGAAAAUAAUAAUCAAACUCUUUCUUCUCAAUCUCAAGAGAAAGUUGCCAACAAAGCAUUGGUUUCGGAUUCAACUAGGGUUGAGGAUAUCAACAGUGUUGUUGAUAACUUAAAGAUGAAUCAAAGAAAAAGUGUUGUUGUUGUUGGAGAGUGUGUGACUAAUCUUGAAGGUGUAGUUAAAGGAGUGAUGGAAAAAUUUGAUAAAGGAGAAGUUGAUGAGUCACUUAAAGGUGUUAAGUUUAUCUCACUUUCUCUUUGUGAUUUUGGCAAUGUUUCAAGGGUAGAAGUUGAAGAAAAAGUGGAAGAGCUUAAGGGACUUGCAAAAAAGAAUUUUCAUGGAAAAGGGUAUGUUUUGUAUCUUGGAGAUCUUAGAUAUUUGUUUGAUUAUAAAAAGCAACAAGGGAUUAGAGGCUAUUAUUCUUCUAUUGAUCACAUGAUAAUGGAGAUUGGAAAACUUGUUAAUGGUGUUGGAGAAAAUGGAAAGUUUUGGUUGAUGUGUAUUGCUACUUUUCAAGCUUACAUGAGAUGCAAAAAUGGACAACCAUCACUUGAAACUAUUUGGAAUCUUCAUCCUAUCACUAUUCCUGCAGGAACCUUGAAAUUCAGUCUCAUCACUAACAGUGGUUUAGAAAAUGAGUCAAGUAAUGAAAAAGCUGAGAAUAGAACAAGCUGGCUAUUGCAUGAAAGAGUAGGAGAUGAUCAACAGAUAAUUCAAAAACAACAAGAAACUGCUUUUUUUGCAGAACCUUCAACAAAAAAUGAGAGUGAAGUUAGAAGGAGCUUGCAGAGAAUGAAUUCCUGUAAAAGUGAUUCUUCAAGUUCAAGUCUUCCUGCAUGGCUACAACAAUACAAAAAUGAGAAUAAAGGAAUCAUCUACAAUGAUCAGGAGAACUGUGUUCAAGUGGGAGAGCUUUGCAAAAAGUGGAACAACUCUAUGUGUGGUUCAAUCCAAAAACAAACUUAUCAUUUUGAUGAUAAAAUCCUCACAUUAUCUUCAGCAUCCCCUUCUUCAUCCACUUCAGGUUUCUCCUAUGAGCAACAGCAAUAUCCUAACGUGUCACAAAGAGACCGCGAGCUCGAUCGCGAUCGCCAUUUUUGGAUCUCUCAAGGUGGAAGCAAGUUCAAUGAACCUUCUAACCCUAAUUCAACUUCUUCUAGUGAGCUAAUGGAAAUGGAGCAACUAAACAAGUUCAAAGAACUCAAUUUAGAGAACAUGAGAACCCUAUGCAAUGCUUUGGAGAAAAAGGUUCCAUGGCAAAAAGAUAUAAUACCGGAAAUCACGAGCACGGUUUUGCAAUGUCGAUCCGGUUUGAUAAAAAGAAAAGGAAACAUGAGAAACAUUUAUCAUGAUCCUAAAGAAGAAACAUGGUUGUUUUUCCAAGGUCUUGAUUUGGAAGGUAAAGAGAAAAUAGCAAAAGAAUUGGCUAAGCUUGUGUUUGGAUCUUACAACAAUUUCACUUCAAUAUCACUUAGUAGUUUUGCUUCAACAAGAGGUGAAUCAAGUGAUGAAAGUAGAAACAAAAGAUCAAGAGAUGAAGCAAGUUGUAGCUUCAUUGAGAGAUUUGGUGAUGCAAUGUCUAAUAAUCCUCAUAGGGUUUUUCUAGUUGAAGAUAUAGAGCAAGUUGAUUAUUGUUCACAAGUUGGUUUCAAAAGGGCUAUUGAAAAAGGAAGAGUUUUGGAUUCAAAUGGUGAAGAGGUUGGUUUUUGUGAUGCUAUUAUUAUUCUAAGUUGUGAAAGUUUUACUUCAAGAUCAAGAGUUUGUUCUCCUAUACAAAGAUCCUCUCAAGAAGACAAAGAUGAUGAUGAUGAUGUUAAUGUUGUUGCUUUGGAAGAGACAAGUUCUUAUGUUUCUUUGGAUUUGAAUAUUUCUAUUGAUGAUAAUUAUGAGGAAGAUGAUAGGUCAGUGGAUGAAAUUGGGUUGCUUGAAUCUGUAGACAGAAAUAUUCUCUUCAAAAUUCAGGAAUUGUGA
This is a messenger RNA of Lathyrus sativus (Indian pea), 2505 nucleotides long. The record is from the annotation of a GenBank genome assembly. NCBI's taxonomy places the organism in Eukaryota, Viridiplantae, Streptophyta, Magnoliopsida, Fabales, Fabaceae.